CACCAUUGGCUAAUGCCCUAGCUCGGCGGUAUGGAGCACGUAGAGUUGUGAUGACAGGUGGUGUCAUUGCUGCAUCUGGUAUCAUAAUUACUUCCCAGGCCACCAGUAUAGAACAUGUCAUCAUAUGCUAUGGAGGUUUAGGAGGAUUUGGCUUGGGCCUCACACUUGGUCCAAGCUUAGUGACUGUUGCCCAAUAUUUUGACAAGAGACGUGCCUUAGCAAAUGGUAUUGCACUGUCUGGUGGCAGUGUCGGGGCAUUUGUAAUGCCACCACUGUUGCGAUUUUUACUCGACAAAUACUCAACAAGAGGAGCAAUGAUGAUAAUAGGUGCCUUAGUGCUUCAUAUAUGUGUCAGUGGCAGUUUGUAUAGACCAAUAUCAUCAUUUGGUCCUAUGCCUAAACAGAGAAAGUCAGAAGAGGAAGAAGAAAAACAGAGCAUGAUGGAGAAUAAAGAAGAACCUAAUAAUUCUUCUGUUAGUGAUGUCAAGGCCACCAAUGGUCCAAAGACAGCUGACACAUUCACUGAUGCGCCAUUAGCCAAAGUGCUACUGCAGAGGAAACUCCAAGGACACAUAGCUAAUAAUACACCUGUUAUAAGUAAUGGGAAACAUACUCCUUUAACCCUACAGCAACAGGGGAGUACACUGGAUGAAAACAAAUAUUAUGCUAGUGCUACAGACAUAGCAAAUGUUGGACUAUAUACUGCUGAUAUGCCUCGACGACAUACUGCAGAUACCACAUUAUUAAAAAGACCAACCACAUCCAAGACUGACCAUGGAAUAAAGAGAAUUAACAAACAUGAAACAUUCCUUUAUGCAAGUGACUUUUCCCUUGCUGCUAUAUCAACAGAAGACGUUAGAGCAGGCCAUGAGAUACCAGUACAACACCAUAAGGAUGAAGAUAAUAAAGUAAAGCCAUCUGAUGAAAAUAUCAAACUGUGUUCACUUGAAGGAUUAAAAAACAAAUUAAAUUCCACAUUUCCAGUUGAAAUGAGCUUACUUCGAAACUCAAUAUUUUUAACAUUCGCACUAGCAAAUUUGUUCGGAAACUUUGCAUUUGUGAACAUCAUUGUAUUUAUUCCCGCCUAUGCAAAUGAUUUAGGAAUACCCAAGGGUCAGGUUGCCAUAGUCGUCUCCAUAUUAGGUGGUGUGGAUCUCAUCAGUCGUAUCUCUCUAGGAUGGUUUGCAGAUCUACAGAUAAUUAAACGGGUGCAUAUUCUUGCAAUUGGGUGCUUUGUAACAGGGGUCUGCUGUAUAUGUGCUCAAUUUAUAAAUGGUUUUGUCGCCAUGGCCAUAUAUUGUGCAGCCAUAGGUGCAGCAUCUGCACCAUGGAUAUUUCUACGGAAUGUUGUCCAGAUUGACCUAUUUGGAGUCGAGAUCAUCUCUAAUGUAAUAGGCCUUUCAAUGGGUAGUAAUGCGAUUCCACUCUUGUGCGGUCCACCAUUUGUAGGAUGGUUGAGAGACACCACCAAGCAGUAUUUCUGGCCAUUUAGAGUAUGUGGCAUCUCCAUGAUGGUCUCAUGUUUCUUGCUCAUUGCCAUCCUACCCCUGGCUCAGAAACACCAGGCCCGUAAGGAGAAAAGAAUUGCCGAGAAGGAAGAGGAGAUAAGACUUACUGACCAGCAAGUAUAAACAGCUUAUCAUAAAUCAACAGUUCAACUGACGGCUAAAGGGACGCACAUUUAGACAUUAAUCCUGGGAUAUUCUAAAUGUAUAUGAACAUGCAGUCACAGGAUAUUUUAAAUAAAUGUGAACUAUAAACGUGUAAACAUAUCAAGGUAACUUGAACUUAUUCAAGUCAAUGAAUUUCAUGAGUGAAUUUCAUUGAUCAAAAAUAAAGAGUUUAAAUGUUAGAGAAAAAUAUACCAUAUUUUGAAGACAGUUGUA
Owenia fusiformis is the source of this 1886-nucleotide messenger RNA. NCBI's taxonomy places the organism in Eukaryota, Metazoa, Annelida, Polychaeta, Sabellida, Oweniidae. The record is from the annotation of a GenBank genome assembly.